UUAACUGCUAAUACCGCCAAGGGGUUUAGGAGUUUAAUAUGUGCCAUAUGAUGUAAAGUUUAAAACGCCUUUCAACCAAAAAAUAUAAGUGAUUCAGUUUUUUACUGUAUUUUUUUACGGAGUUUUAUUCACGAUCUUUUCGGGAUGGAGGAAAGUGAUACGAGACAGACCUGUUUAAAAUUUAUAAGAGGCCUCAAAUCGAAAGGUGUACGAUUUCCAGAAUUUAAUUUGUUUCUUAACAUUUUACAAGAAGAAGCUAUCACAAGAGGAUUGGAUGAUGAUGUUCUCAGUAAACUGGCAAAUGUUAUUAUACACACAGAUUUACGUGCAGUUAAAUGGGUAUUAUUAAUAAGAUGUUUAAUUCCAAGAUAUAAAUUGCCCGAGGAAAUAGCAAAGUCUAUAAUUGCUUGGUGCUUAUCAUCAUUGGAUGAGCUACCACUCACUGUCUGUAUCAUUGUUAUACAAUGGGUUUUAGGUUUAUGGGAUUAUGAAUUAGUAGAUAGAAAAAUAAUUAAUAUAUAUUACGAUGUCUUCUUUCAUACAAUGUUCAAGAAAGAAAAACUGGUAAUAUAUGCCUUUUUUUACAUAUAUAAAUACAUAUCUUAUCUUAUUGCUAUUAGCAUAAAAUAUAUAUAUAUAAAAUAUGUUUUAAAACGUAUUCUUAGCCUAUUUAAGUCGUAUAAGCCAGAAUUAGUUCCUGAAAAGAUACAAUCAGUGAAUGUAGAAAGUGUGUGGAAACCUAUACCUGAAUUUAUACGAUUACCAUUGGAAGAUGCUAGAGAUCGAGUGGAGAUACAACAAUCUCGCCAAAGCACUCAAACUCAUUUUGAUUGGAAUGUGAUGCAGAAUGUGAAAGUUCAAAAAAGACGAAAGCCACUGUUGCCUUCUGUUGGUUAUUUUCACAUUGGUUCAAGUAUUUUUAAAGAUAAGGAUGCAAAAUCGAUUUUUGAUAUAAGCAGCAUAGAUGAAUUGGGAAAAUAUCAUCAAAAUGUUGAAUUGCCAUGUAAUGCUGUCUCACUCUUGGCAAAUAUGGCUGGUUACCAUCUUCUUACAUAUGCAGACUUUCAGUAUCAAAGCAGAUUUUCAUACAAUCUGUAUAAUACACUAACAAGAGCAUUUAUAUUGGAAAAUGGAAAAUUUUCCAAGGAAGAAAUGGAUAAAUUUCUUUCUAUGACAAUCGAAUUUUCUCGAUAUAUGCAGGAAGAAAUACUUGUAGUUAAACUGUUCUUCGAUGAAUAUUUAUAUUAUAAUACAGGAGAGUAUCUGCCACAGUUACUUAAUUUGUUGCAAUGGAUGACUUCUAUAUCAGUGGCUGAUUUACGAGAGAACAUUCUGAUACAUGUACAGAAUAUAUUUUAUGCAUCAAGUUUAUCUAUGAAAUGUGAAAUAAUUAAAUGCCUACAAAAACUAAUUACAAACUUGUUUGUUAAACAAGGACUUGAAGAACAAUAUCGGAAUGCAUCGUACUUUUUACAACAAGGUCCAUUAGAAGAUUUAGCAGAAAUUAUAUCCGUACUUACAACAGUAUCGGAAAAUCUUAUUGUUUAUGGAUUAAAUGUACACAAUUUUAAUGUUAUCUUUUUAUCAGAAGCAUUGGCAUUUUAUGAAGAGAUCUGUAUAUUGGAAAGCCGUAGUCACAUAUUAACGUGGACAUUGCCACCACCAGCAGUUAUCUAUGGAGCAUUUAUUGCAAAAAGUUGCGCUCUUUUGUCAAGAGUUUGUAGAUUAUUAUUAAGGUAUCGCCAAAUGAGAACGCGGUUGUACGAAAUCAUGCCAUCAGACAUGUAUCAGGAAAGGAUUCGUAUUAUAUCUACCUAUGCAAAUGAUAUUCAUAGAGCAUUAUGGUAUGAUGAGCCUUUUAGCGCCCGAAAAGAUGGUAUUCUUCUGAAGAAUCUCUCAAACAAAGUAAUUAAGGAUUUGGGAGAUUGUGAUUUAGAUAUUUUACUGAAUAUUGUUAACCAUUAUGCUGUGUUAUCCUACAGAUAUACAAUAAGUAAAACAGGCCUAAAUAUAAGUACAAAAGAGGAUGCUGUAACUAUGGCUUUAUAUUAUUAUCCUGCAGUAAAUGAAUUUCUUGCUGCAUUUAACGAGUGAUAUUAUAAAUUCUUGUAAAAAGGAAAAAAAUAUAUUGUAUUCUUUAUAAUUUAUACAUACACAUAAGAUUUUAAUGGAACAAAUUAGCAAUCACAAAGUAAGUAAAUGUCUAAAGAUAAUUAAAGAGCAUAUAUUAUUGAGAUGGCCUGAUCCAAAAUAUUUUAAUGAUAUAAGGACUUUAAAAAAGAUCGUCGAAUCGUCAAUCAAUGAUGAUUUCCAACGAGAAGGCGAUUAAUAACUAUUUGCAAACAACGAAAAAGAAGUAUACAUCAUUAUGAUAAGGUACAUAAUUGAGAACUUUCUUGCUAUAAUAAAAAUUUGUAAAAAGAUGUUAACUUGCUACAAUGUAUUGAUUAAAUCUAUUGUCAAAUUGCUGGCAUACUGCAAAUGUUUUACUUGCUAUAAUAAUACAAUUAUCAAUUAUACGCAUUGUAUUGUAAAAGAGAGAUACUAAUGCGUAUUAUUAUUCGAGUCUCUAUCAUAUCUAACAUAAUUAAAAAUUUAUAUUUGAAUAGAAGCUAUUCGAAAUAGUUUCUGAUAAUUCUUAUAAAAGAAAAAUAUCCAAUUUGUUAAAUUAUAAAUAAUUCAAAUAAGAAAAGGGAUAUUAUUAAGAUUUCUAAGGCUCCUCUCCAGGCUCUAAUUAUAACACGCAUGCAUAUAUAUAUAUAUAAAUUAAUAUUACCAAAUGUACAAGAAAUAUCUAUUUUUAAACAAAUUUUAUAAGGGUUAUAUCAACACACACAUAGAGUUUCUACUUUUGAUACAACUCUUUUUUUUCUUUUUUUUUUAAGUUCAAGGUAUUUCUUGAGCAUAAAUUGAUAAGUAUUAGAUGAAAGUGUGUAGAUAAAACCACAAACGCCGAUGCUAUAUUUUAAUAUAAAAGUUAAAUGUGUAGCAAAAGAAAACACAUUUCUAUGAGAUAAUCUCGGAAAUCAAAUAUAUGAUAAAAUUUAUUUUGCCAUUACACUUCGACAAUAUGUCUUAUCGUCCAACGUUUUUAUUCGCUUAAGUUUUAAUUUCUAUGAUUAGUAACGCAAAGAACAGUAUUUUGUGUCCAAUAAUGUAAACAAAAUGUACUAAUUUGUGUCACGUACUCAUUAGUGGAUCAAGUCUUACAUUUUCGGAUUGAAUACACUAUGGGCAGUGACUUUAGCUUAAAUCGUAAAAAAUUUGUUCAGUGUAAAAACAAUAUGUACAUUACGAAGAUUGUGACGAAACUCUGCUUCAACUAAUUUUAACGAAUGUAUAGACGUUAUGGCACGAACAGAUUAUUAAUCAUGAUCUAAUAAGUUUGCAAAAUAUCAGCCAUACCAUAUCGUAUUCUGUUAUACUUAAUGUGUGAUAAGGAUAUACUUAUAUGAUAGUCAUAUUAAACUUUUCACAUUAUUAAUAAAUUACAUAAAUCUUUGAUAAUUUUUUUCUAUAUAUAUUUUUAUGGAUCAGUAUAUUGCUUUUUCUCAAUUAAUUGCAUAUUGCAAAUAAAAGAUUAAAUUUUGUACAAGUGUGUAUAUAUGUAUAAUAUUGCGAAGUAUGUGAGAAAGAUAAUACACUUUAUGCUAUAUCUUCAAUUUAUGUAAUAUUUUGCACAAUGUAUUCAAUAUACAUAUUUAUAAAAAC
Formica exsecta is the source of this 3711-nucleotide messenger RNA. RefSeq names its product centromere protein I-like. NCBI's taxonomy places the organism in Eukaryota, Metazoa, Arthropoda, Insecta, Hymenoptera, Formicidae. The record is from RefSeq and is a predicted model, not a curated record. The transcript has 14 exons. Gene Ontology annotation, cellular component: kinetochore. The coding region runs from base 145 to 2094 and encodes 649 amino acids.